Messenger RNA from Daldinia caldariorum, 6686 nucleotides. RefSeq names its product Mus7/MMS22 family-domain-containing protein. Bases 194 to 6655 code for a protein of 2153 amino acids. Gene Ontology annotation, biological process: double-strand break repair via homologous recombination; replication fork processing. The record is from RefSeq and is a predicted model, not a curated record. Gene Ontology annotation, cellular component: nucleus; Cul8-RING ubiquitin ligase complex. Lineage: Eukaryota; Fungi; Ascomycota; Sordariomycetes; Xylariales; Hypoxylaceae. The transcript is spliced from 6 exons.
CAGCCCCACCACAUCGCCCUUUACAUAGUACAUGUACCUUUACAUGUACCUUGACGCGUCUUAAAGUGCUUUUUGACGCGUUGAGGUCUUCGUUAUCGACUUCGUUAUCGACAACGUCUGCCUAAUUUAUAUAUCCGCGUAACAUAAGUGGAUUUCUCUUCGCUCCAAUGUAAGGAAAUGCAUCUGGGACUCAAUGGCGAAAUGGAAGGAGCUUGGAGAGGUGCCAGAUUCGGACGACGAAAGUGGCUUCGACACCAGUCAAGAAUCCGAACAUGACUUCCCACUGCAGCAGAGUGGCGCCGAUAUACCAGAUGGGCCUGUUCUUGAAGAUCCCGUAUCUAAGGAACAAAAUAUUUGGGAUAUCCCACUAUCAUCUCAACCCUCCAAAAAGGAACGUAACGUAAACAACAGCUCACCUCGACCACAAUUAUCACAAGCACCCUCCGAGUUACCGACUACUCAUCAUCCUGACUCGUCCCCUCUUUCGUCGUUACCACCCCUUGAGCCUAGGAGCAAUCCGGAGAACUCAGCCCAACCCGCCGAGACUAGUAGCACUGAGUUAAACGAAACCCAAGCGUCAAGAGUAGCCUCUCCUACUUCGCAUAACCAGUUCGUCAAUGCAAUCUUUGAGGUAGAUACCCCGGACGACAGCGAAGAGGGCUUGGUACAAGAAACGAUCCGGCCUGCGCGAUCGUUAAGACCACGCAAACCAAUCCAAGAGCAUCCUUAUUUACUCGAGAGUGCACAAUAUAGCAAGACCCUUAAAUCGCAUGGCGUCAGACCCUUGCGUGUGCUAAUUGAGGAGGCAGCAAGAAAAAGAAGAGAGGAAGAGGAUUCCCAAGAACAAGAAUAUGAAGAUGAAAGUCAAUCAACUCUUAGAGAAUUGGCUCAAGAAGAGUCAGGGGACAGCCAAGUUGUUCAAGAACCUGAUCUACUGGAGAUUGUCGAUGUCGAAGAGUUAUCAAUAGCCAAAAGUUCAUCCCCUUUCUCCGGGCAUAAAGAUGUUGUUGAACAAGGUGUUUUGCUUCGGAGUUCACAGGAUGAUGACGAAUUUCCUGAUCCGGCUGAUGUAGAUAAAUGGAAGUUAGGAAAGGCAUCGAUUACGACAGCUAAAAGACAUGCCUCGCCCAAGGCCUCAUUGAAACGGAAGCUGCCAAAAUUGCAUCAGCCAGUUAGGUUUGCGAGCGCCGUCUCUCCACGAGCGCAACCUGCCAGUAUAUUCGAUAUUCCACCAUCACCACCGCAAACAAGCCCAAACUUCCUGGCUCGUACACCAGCCACUAGCAUGGAACGUUCUCGACUAGUCACGGCGCUGACACCAAGACCAAGUAGUACAAUCUCAUCUAGGAGCCAAAGCCCUGCACCUGCAAACGAGAGCACUAGUAUGAUUGACCUUACUAUAGGGGAAGAUGAUGACGAGAUUGAUGAUGGGCAAGAUGCGGAAUCUAGUGGCGAUUCCGAGAGCGACACUGAAAUUGUGCGAGCCGCAAUGAGGAGGAAGAUGCGCGGCGUAUUACCUGCUUCUUGGCUCCGACUCGACCGGCAAAGCAUGCCCCGGAAGAAUUCUCCGGAUGUUUUGCGACGAAGCCCCGACCACUCGCCCGAACGGGCCCAGAGGAAAGGUGUAGCUCAGCGGCGGCAGGUGUCUCCUCGACCUGGUGUUGAUACGGCACUAUUUCUUGAUGAUUCGGAUGAUGAUAAUACGACUUUACGAACUGAUGAUCUUGAUUUUCAAAGCGAAAAUAAUAACAUACGUAUCUUCGAAGACGACGCUGGCUCUGUUAUCGAAGAUAACUCGAUUGACUACAUGCUUUCGGGAAAUAAAAGAGCUAGCAUGGAUACCACUGGAUUAGAACGGCCUAAGAAACGGAGAAAAAAUCAGCAGCCAACAUUUAAAGGGAAUCUAGGCCAACAGAAGCGGCAGCAGAGGAUUACAGGACUGCUAAGUAGGGCAAAGAGUGCGGUGACCGAACCGAGUAUCAAGAGACGCCAUAUGGGGAACAGUUCGAGUGGAAGGCGUCGCACAAACGGUCUAAGCAAACCAGUAAACAGACCUACACCCCCGCCCCGGCUUAGUAUCUUAGAUGUUGUCGAACCAGAUGCACCUCCUUUUAUUCGUAUAGCUGCUCGAUCAGCGAAUAGAAGAUUAGACCAGGGCAGAUCCAGCCCUUCGAAGAAACAGAUUGCGCUUGGGACGCGCGAGGAUAAUAUUGACGCUACUAGUGUCUUAAGAGAUUGGAAAAGGGGUCGUAUCAAACCCAAGACUUCUACCAAGGGCUUGACCAAGUCUCAAGUUAAAUUACCGAAACCUCUUGGUUCUCUAUGUCACAAUUCCGUUACCCAACAUCCAAGGGAAGUUACUAAACCCCCUACUGCCCCCGUGCUUUUGAGUCGCUUUUCGCAACCUCGGCGAAUGGUUAAGCAAGCGAGCAUUGAGAACUUCAUGACUAUUGAAGCGGGGACAUCAUCCACAUCCAGUCAACUGGGCAAUGAAGUCUCUUUAUCGAAACGUUCUCAAUUUGGCAGAAUCAAGUCCUUUAAUGCAAAUCCGCGGCCUGCGCAACUCGAAGCAGUUGGCGAAGAGAUUGGGCGGCAUGCCUUCGAUGCGCGGAAGAGAGCUCUUGACGCAUUAUACAGAAAGUCGCGUAAGGAUUUACCUAUACCAGCACGUAUUGGGCUCGAACGAGUUAUAGAUCAUAGCGCAUCUCCUGGAAGUUCUGAUAAACCUACUGGGGAUUCGGCGUCUAGCAAUGGUCUCGAAAGGCCUCAACCCGUUGUGGGACAAAAACGUUUAAAGUUUCGGAAACAUUUUCGUCCUCGACAUGUGGAUACUACGGCGCCUCAGUAUGUGCAUGCUAAUGAUCCCCUACCUCGUGAAGCGAGUCCAGUAAGUCCUAUUUUUGAAGCGGCUCACGCCUCAGAAUCCUCAGGCAAGUUAUUAGGGCUUGGUCCAUUCGGCACGCAUUAUACUCAGCACUUUGAGAUAUUCCCACUAGAUCUUGGUGUUUUUUUUCAUGAAAGUACAAUUCUCGGGAGCGGUCGUCUACGCAAGGCGACGAACGAAAGGUCUCGAAAUAGUUUUCGUCAACCAAGAGGCCAUGCUAUAUUUGUCCUUGGAGAGAAAACACUACGGUGGGGUCUGUGGGAUGCCCAGGUUUCAUCAGAAAUAGGCAUCGUUUUGGACUGGAUAGUGGAAUAUCUUCAUUCAGAGUCUCCUGACCUUAGUUGGGGCAUAAGUCCAGUACAGGCCGCAGACUUUGUACUGGAAUACCUUCAAGACAACAUAAGCUUCUCAGACGAUGAGAGUGAGAAAUAUUUUGCGGGUCGGGCUUUAGAAGUACUGCAAACCUUUACACAACGCCUAGAGACUCUACCGCUCCAACCUCGGGAUCUGGGCCGACCACUUACAGACGUGAUGAGUCGUGGUCUGGUUAUUUCAUUCCAAGUCUUGCGGAUAUGUCAUAGCCUUAGCCAGCUAUCAGAGACGUUCCAACUUGAAGAAGUACUAGGCAAAAUCGCCAAAAGGACAGCUCGUGAAUUGCUUGCGAGGGAGCUGGCAGAUAUACGGAACUUGUACCAUGACCUACAACGUAUACCCUUCCGUGAAAAAGGUAUUCGGAAUGAGCAAUAUUCAGUAAUCUGUUGGGUUAUGCUCAUUCGAGUGCUUGAAGAAUCCCGUACCCCAAGAUCCGGAUUUUGGGAUAUUGUCUCUUCCGUCAUCUUAAACACAGACCUAAACUCUAUCAGCGACGCGCAUACUUUCGAACAAAUAUGGUAUAAUCUAUUCACUUUACUUCCUCUAGGGGAGUUUGACAACUCCGGCGUCAUUGUUCCAGGUAUUAGGCACACCAUUCCCUUGGAGGGUUGGGUGCUGCCGCAAAAAUUACUCAAACGUGUCUUCCAGCUAUAUGAAAGUAAUUCCCGACAGGCACCUAGUUUCAAUGAUUAUUGUCGAGGAGUAGUAAGUCGUUGCCACUACCUCGUGGAACAAUGGGGCUGGCGAAAAUCCAAUGGUAUAAUAGGGACGAUAUUCGACUUUUUUGCUGCUCGAGGUCUUUCGCAUCUGAGGAAUGAAGAAGUGUAUAAAUCACCAGAGUUCCUAGAGCAUCUCGCAGAGUCUCCGUCGCUUGCUAUCGUACCGGAAGAUCGAUGCUUUCAUAUCUUUCUAAAGCUUCUGGCAUUGUCCAUCAAGCGCCUCGAGGAUCAUGGCCUGAUUAAGGAUGCUAGAAAUAUGCUGGCAAGAGUUUUACCAAAUCACAAUCGGCAAUAUGAAAAGGAGAAAGAUAUACACGAGAGCGAAUUAGCUGCUCUGAGGAAUCAUCAUGAUCUUCUCUGCACGCUUUACUGGGCUGCGCCAUCCGGUUUGCGACCUUCCGUACAAACGAUCGAAAAACUGGUGAUACCUGGUAGUUCUCAUAAAGAAGCCUGCUUGAUUAGCUUGCGAGCUUGGAGCCAACUAUCGCGAUAUGUGAUAUCUUCGGAAGAAAACAAUAACGGAUACAAGCCCUUUGCUGACUGGCAGAAGAACAUAUUUCAACAAGUAAUGGAACAAUACUUGUCAGCCGAAUCAGAUAUCCAACAGCAACUCCUGAAUAUGUCCAAAGAUGCUUCGAGAAAUAUAAGUCGAGAGAUGGUCAAUGCGGUCGUGAAGCUGAACAGGAAGGGUGCAAUGGAUGUAAUACACUCCUCGAUGAAGGGAUUCCUAAAUGUCAUUCGGCUCGCCCCAACUCUCGGUGCCGCUUCCUUUGCGUUAAAUCAUUAUCAAUUGGACCAGGUUUUCACUCGGUUCCCGUUCUCGUCAGCAAACUUUGAUUGGAGCAGCUUGCGGGUUGCUACAGAUAUCAUUGAAUACUAUGUCACUCGAAUCGAAGAGUUCUUCGGUCAAGGCCCCGUCCAAGUUGAACACACCUGGCAUGGAGAAGACGCUAUUAUGCUUCUUGAACGAAAAAUGGCCACCCCUUUCGUCACAAUGACUCAUGCUAUCAUUGGUAUGGAUUUCAAAGACAUUGGACUCGGCCCAACGAGCGAUCGCUCCAUCUGCAUGGAACAAGCUGUAUUACUUUCCGGACGACUGGCAGCUCGGCUAAUCCACGCCCGUCUUUCGCGUGUUUCCCAGUUUUUUACUACUGGAAAAUAUAGCUUAUUCCCAAAUGUGGCAAAGGCUGUCGACUCUCCGUCAAGGAAAUAUCGCGCUCUCUUCCUCGCCACACUAAUUGAGCAGGGCGUAGAUGAUUUUAAGGAUUUGGGUAGCUCGAUCCUCGAUCUCCUCUUAGGAGAACUCGUAAAACCUUGGAGGUUUCUGGCUUAUGAAAACCGUCUCGCGCUCGCGGUAAAACGUCACCAUGAUCCAAGCUUGAAGGAUGCGAUCAUAGAGAGUGGAAAUAACCCCGACUACAAUUCAAACCGGGCGUUAUUUGGCCAUGUAGUUGCCGUGAUGCGUAAGACGUUACGAUUUGCAGAAGCAAGCCGGAAACAACAAUUACAGUCGCAGUUCUCGAAGGCUCUGAAGAGCACGAUGGACCAGAUGAAACUUGAUUUGAAGUCUAUCACGCUAGACUCUCCCGAGCAUGCUGAUUAUAUUGAGUUUGUUCGGUCGAUCGUCACUGUGAUUCGAUCGCAAGAUCUCUGUCCUGUGGAUUCGUAUUUUUACCAAAUCAGCCGGGAAUAUUCUCCCUCCAGUCAAGACCCUCGCCUACAAAUAGCAGGCAUAUUGUCGUGGGGUCUCAAAUUGGAGGAAGGGGAUAGCAAAGCAGUACCCGGGCUUUUCUAUCUCCUUUUCCCCAACUUUAAGUUGGCACUCGCCAAUGGUAAGCUUGGCAAUGAAAGAGCUAUCCUUCAACAGGGGAUGGGGAACUUUCAUGUAUAUUCCUUUAUGCUCAGUAAAAUGCUCCCGGCAAUCAGCAAAGCAGCACUUCAGGUCCCUACAGGGUGGAUUAUACUGGACACUUACGUUAGUGCGUUUGAAGUACUACUUGCAGCACCCUGCAUCUGCAGGGAAAUGGGCAGGGAGGACGCAAAGGGGUUCCUGGUCUUUCUCAAGAUCACGUUAGCUGGAAUUGGACAGCUCCAGACCCUCGGCGCUGCUUCUUUGCAUGAAGAACAUGUUUAUACACUCAUCCGGAUCAUACAGCUUCUCAAUUUGCUGUCGCCGUCAUUAACAGCAUAUCUGAUAAAUGAGCCAGCUUCUCAAGAAGCAAUCGAUAUCACGAGAGUAGGUGAGGCUUUUACAAAUUUUACACGGGAAGCGGAAAAAUAUCUUUCCAACCUUCUCAACAACUUAGGGCACAGGACAUCGUCCAAUAUAGAGGCGCUACCUACUAUAGAUUCGAAUAGACUCUUUCAAGGGCUUGGAGGACAGAGAGCCAGCCUCCCAUUAGAACCGGACGAACAUAUUACUAGAUUCGCAAACCACAUGAUACGAGACAUUAAUGAGAAUUGGGUGUCGAACGGGUCGACUAUCAGUAUAAGGGGGCCAUCUAGGGUGCAGGGGCAAACAUCGACGCAGUCUGGGCAAGGGACUCUGGUGCCGAGGUGGGACCCGAGAAGGUUGAUCCAAGCUCUUAAUAGAGAGCUUCAAGAGUGGAAUUAUGCCAACGAUUUGGCGACUGCGACUUCGAGGCUCGCUGAAUUACCGCUUGACGAAUUUUUAUUUUAAUAUAUGUAACUGCAUCUAGCGUGGCGUUAGG